Ictalurus furcatus (blue catfish) is the source of this 2335-nucleotide messenger RNA. RefSeq names its product transmembrane protein 51a (gene tmem51a). Bases 692 to 1405 code for a protein of 237 amino acids. The transcript has 3 exons. The record is from RefSeq and is a predicted model, not a curated record. Lineage: Eukaryota; Metazoa; Chordata; Actinopteri; Siluriformes; Ictaluridae.
AAACUACAAUGUGUGGUUGGUUGUUUGUUUGUUUGUUUGUUUGUUUGUUUGUUUCUAAAUUAACAAUUUCCCUGGGUUAGGGAAACAUUGAGAAAACUAUGGAAUUAAAUAUGUGCCAAAGGUGUCAGAAGUAUUGAGCGUAACUUUUCGAUGAGAGAAGAAAAACGCUGAAAGUGAAAACAGUGAACUCGGUGGCAAAAAUGUAACACGGUCUUCAAAUAAACAGCAUUCUUUGUUAACAGUUUUCUAAGCUUCCUUUUCGCUAAUUAUGGUUUAUGAAUUCACUGGCAGUUUUCGUUAACAUUUACGUUCACCGCUCUGGCACAAAUCUCUCUUGUAGGUGGGAUUAACAGCGCUUUACUUUCAUGUGCUAGUGAGAUUUGGAUCGACAGCUCGAGUGUCCAGCUGAGGAGGAGGAUGAUGAUGAUGACGAUGACGCCGCUCCUGAGAGCUCAUCUUGAAAAAAUUGUUGUAUGAAACUACCCAGACUUCAAAUAUUAAUUACGAGCUAAUACACUAUAAUAAUAUGUAAUCCAUCUCGCCUCAUUACAUGUCACCGUGGGGAAGAGAUACACUGUAGGCUACCACCCCAGGAGCCAACAUCUAAACGUGAUCGAGUGAGAGUUGAAGAGUGAGUGAAGAACUGAAAGAGGUGACGUCUCAGGGAGCGGGAGACAGCUCAUCACUGGACAUGUCGUACAGCAACCAGACUCCCCCCGACUCCAGCAGCAACAGCGGCAGCUCCAGCUCGGCGUCUCAGUAUGCUACGGCGGCGCUGGGCGUGGGGCUGCUCGUGCUGGGCAUCGUGAUGAUCCUGUGGAGCGUGGUGCCUGUCGAUGGAUCCUUAAACAACUCUCAGACUACAGAUGGGCAAGUUAGGAACACAUCGUCAGUGGGCUUUGUUCUGCUGGGCACAGGAGUGGCCAUGCUGCUGCUCUCACUUUUCCUCGGCAUCCAAAACAAAUACCGAGCACAGAGACGAUCCAACAGCAACGCUAACACAGAGCAAGGACAGCAGGGAGAGAGGCAACCGGACGAAGCCGAGCAGUACACGGUACCCAGUUAUGAGGAGGUGGUUGGAAGUACUCAGUACCCCAUCAGCCAGUUCUCUCCACGGCAGAACAGCACCACCCAUCUGCCAGCCUACGAUGAACUGAUUGAGACAGCACAGGAUGACGUGGAGGGCUCUGGUCCACAUGAACACAAGAACGGAGCAGACGAUUUGAACUUGACACACAUACCCCCCCAUAAGACCAACCGCUCCGGCCUCAAACUGCUUCCACUGAAAGUGAGGAGGAAGAGCUCGAGCAGCUCGCUACAGGUCACUGUCUCCAGCAUCGAACCCCUCACUCCUCCACCACAGUAUGAGGAAAAUCCCCCAGAGCUCCCACCAGCAGCACACUGACCAUGUCAGCACUAACUCUUAUGGCAGGAAGUGUGUGCUGUGAUUUAAACACGCAUGAUGGUUUGGGCACUAAUUCGUAAUGUGCAUCACAGCUGCAGUCAUCACUAUGUUCUGUACAGGAGCUGAAGACACAGUUUGUCUUCAUGACUGAAUAAUAAUGAAAGCUUCAAUAUAUCCCAUAGCUAAGGGAAGGAGAGUAUUUGCUAUGUGCUUCCUGUUUAUUAUAUCCGAAGAGAGUGUUUCGGAGCUGGAGACUGCAGCAGACAAACACAUUUUAAACAGAAACAUGGGAGAGGUUUUCUAAAGGAAUCUCUAAUGGAAGUGUAAUUAACACACUCAGGAAACAUGUGCCAGUGUGCUCUGCAUUAGUCUUCUCAGUCAUUUGUGUUAUUUAAAAAAAAAAAUAAAAAAAAAAAUAAAAAAAAAAACAUCUUCUUAGUCUCAGCCUCAAUGCCAGCUUCUGGCUUUAUAUUGUAUUAUGUCUUUCAACACUUCUCAACCUGAACAGUGUUACAUGAAUGAUGAAACAGGGUAUUUCACUUAACAAAUAAUUUUUAUAAUAUCAUGAAUUAUGUUCUUAUGCUAUACAACUCUGGCAACGUUCAAAUGAAAUUGCUGCUACAGAGCCUCCAUGUUAUUUAAGAUCAAGAGCGUAACAUAACAGCCAGACUACGACAUGAAAUAGUUCAAUAGCGAGUUUAGCCAGCACCUUUUUUGUGUAAUGGAGUUGUCGCAUUAUGUGUGAUCGGUGACGUUCGUCUGCGCUCUGUGUCAGUACCCUUUACCGGGAGUGAGACUAGCCCUUGUUACCAUAGUGACGAGCGGUGAAGUCAUGAAUGUGUAAGUGUGUUUGUGUGCCUCCUAAGGAGAGGAGACAGGGAAACUCUUUCACCAUGCAGCUGCAUGUUAUAUCACACAUUGUCCUUUUGC